AUGGAGGAAGAUAUCCUGGAUUCUCCGACAGAAACCAAACAUAUGCCUCCUUCUCCUUCUCAACCCAUCCUCUCUCCUCACUCCUCCACCUCCCAGCACGUUACCCCAACCCACUCCCAGCACGUUACUACAGUCCCCUCCCAGCAUGUUACCCCAGCCCACUCCCAGAACGUUACUCCAGUCCCCUCCCAGCAUGUUACCCCAGCCCACUCCCAGAACGUUACUCCAGUACCCUCCCGGCACGUUACCCCAGUACAGUCCCCGCACGCUCCGCCUCUACCUUUCCAAAACAUGCAUCCGGAGGAUUUUAUGAAACCUUUAGAGAUAAACGAAGAAGAAUCAGUGCUCCCUACUCCCAGGGUGAGACGAUUAACUAGACAUCACACCCUCAAAUACUCAGGGGGAGCUCUUCAUGAUCUAAAUCAAUCACCUUCCUUCGAUCAUACUCAUAAUCAAUCAAAUCAGUUUAAUCACUCACAAAAUCAAUCAGCUUCCUCCGAUCGAACAAAAAAUCAAUCGGCUUCCUCUGAUCAACCGAAAAAUCAAUCAGCUUCCUCAUAUCGACCGAAAAAUCAAUCGGCUUCCUUUGAUCGAACGUUUGACCCUCCUGCUUCCAAACAGCGUAUAUUCUCCCCUCGGCAGAGUUCUCUUCAAGAACAGGAAUUCCUGGAGGAUCGAAAUGAAAGAAAAUUAUCAAGAGAGGGUAGGCGACAAGCCAGACAUACUUCAAUAAAUGAUGAAGACGACUUAGAGGACCGAGUACAGUCUGAAGGGAGUAUGCGGUAUAAGCUACCGCCUCUUGUUAAUGUCGAGGAUGAUCGGGCCUCCCUUAGGGGAGAUCAGAGUGAUGAGAAUAGAGAGAACUCUCCCUCUUUCAAACCUUCUCUACUUGUUGUGAAUCCUACAGUAUUUAAAUCUGCGUCUAUGUCUAAUAUGUCUUCUAUGUCUGGAAUAUCUGGAGACUCCACCAACUCUAUCCCUGCAAGGAACCGAAUAUUUGUUGGAACGUGGAACAUGAACGGACAGAUACCUCCCCGUCAUCUCUGUGAGUUCCUGCUGCCGGCCAACCUACAGUAUGUUCCUGAUGUGCUUGUUGUUGGAACACAAGAAACAUUUCCAGAAAAAACAGAGUGGGAG
Molecule: messenger RNA, 1137 nt
Organism: Eurytemora carolleeae
Lineage: Eukaryota; Metazoa; Arthropoda; Copepoda; Calanoida; Temoridae
Exons: 7
Source: RefSeq, a predicted model, not a curated record